AUGAGUCAAGCACGAAAUAUAUCCGAUGUCCAGAGACAGAAAAUAGAAGCAAAUCGUGCUAGGGUACAGGAACGUCUUAGGAAAAAGGGCAACCCUGGAGCAACUGCAGACUCUACCAUUGUACCAAAUGCAACGCCAAAAGACAUUUCGGCUUCGUCGACUUCAUCUAAGCGACCAUUUAGUCAGGUUUUGGACCAACCAUCAAUUUCUCUCAAGUCCAAGUUUAUUGAGUUUGAACCGGAUGGAUCUGUUAAGCGUAACAAGACAGCUGAGCAAAUUGAGAAAGUGGAGCAGAAUAGAUUGCGUGCAAUAGAGAUACAGAAUCGAAUUCGAGAUCAGAAAGAAAAGGGGACACAACAACAAGAGCAGAGAAAUAAUAAUAAUAAUAAUAAUGGUGGUGGUGGAGAAAGUACUGCAACUGCUGUCGACAUGGACAACAUUCGAUUAAAUAAAAACAAACAGGAUUUUAUAUUUGAUACUGCUGGCAAAACAAAUAAGUACCAGCCUCCGCCAAUAAAAAAGAAAGAUUAUAUAGAGUAUGACUUUGCCACUAUGCAAGAUUCACGAGGGGGGUUCAUUCAUGACGAGCAAAGGAAACUACACGAUGAGGAAACGCUUCAAGAAUGGAAAGAGAAACAAAAGGAAUUGGAGCGAAUAAAAAAUGCACCACCGCCAGUGGACUUGGAAACGGCGCCGAGAUGCUUUGAGUGCAAUUCAAUGGAUAUUGAUUUGAAUUUGUAUACUAACUUCCGUAAAGUACGGGCAUGCAGAGCAUGUGUGAGGAAGAUGCCGGAAAAAUAUUCAUUAUUGGUCAAGACUGAGUGCAAAGAGGAUUAUCUUCUUACCGAGCCAGAAUUGCAAGACAUUUCGCUCUUACCGAGAAUUGAAAAACCCAACCCACAUGGUUAUAGCAAGAUGCAAUUGUUUUUACGGUUUCAAGUCGAAGAGUUUGCAUGGAAGAAGUGGGGGUCGCCUGAAGGACUAGAUUUAGAAUGGGAAAAGCGCGAGCUGAAUAAGUUGAAGAGGAAAGAAAAGAAGUAUCAAGACGCGUUGAGAGAGAUGAGGAAAAAGACGAGGGCAGAGGAGUACACAAGGAAAUUGAGAGAUGGGAAAGCACUUGAUGAACGGCACGCUCACGACUGGUCAGCUCCACUCACCAUUGGUAAAAACUUGGUUAAAAAGAGAUGUAUAGAUUGUGGCGUAGAGGUCGAAGAAGUAAUUAUAUAG
Molecule: messenger RNA, 1227 nt
Organism: Lodderomyces elongisporus
Lineage: Eukaryota; Fungi; Ascomycota; Pichiomycetes; Serinales; Debaryomycetaceae
Gene: RAD14
Product: Rad14p
Exons: 2
Coding region: 1-1227 (408 amino acids)
Biological process (GO): UV-damage excision repair; nucleotide-excision repair, DNA damage recognition; nucleotide-excision repair involved in interstrand cross-link repair
Cellular component (GO): nucleotide-excision repair factor 1 complex
Molecular function (GO): damaged DNA binding
Source: RefSeq, a predicted model, not a curated record